GCGGGGCCGUCAGGCGGCUGCGUCACUCGGUGGUGGAGAUGGUGCGUGUGUGUGGGGGGCGGGGGAUACGCUGGGCGCGUCCCCGGGGUCACGUGGUGCGCAGCGCGCACAGUCCUUCUGUCGGUUGGUCUGGAGCGGCGCAGCAGGAGCGGGGCCGUGAGGAGAAUAAAAGCAGCCCCGUUGAUGACUGAAAAUGACCAAGCACCCACCUAACAGACGAGGAAUCAGCUUUGAAGUGGGAGCCCAGUUGGAAGCUCGGGACCGUUUAAAAAACUGGUAUCCGGCUCAUAUUGAAGAUAUUGACUACGAAGAAGGGAGAGUUCUCAUCCAUUUCAAGCGCUGGAACCAUCGUUACGAUGAGUGGUUUUGCUGGGACAGUCCUUAUCUACGCCCUUUAGAGAAGAUACAGCUGAGGAAAGAGGGUUUGCAUGAAGAGGAUGGGUCUUCUGAAUUUCAAAUAAACCAGCAAGUGCUUGCUUGCUGGUCUGACUGUCGGUUUUACCCAGCCAGAGUCACUGCUGUGAACAAGGAUGGUACUUACACUGUGAAAUUUUAUGAUGGAGUAGUUCAAACUGUCAAACAUAUUCAUGUCAAAAAGGACCUUGUGAAGAAUCCACAAGAGAACCUGAAGGAGCCAAAAAGAAAACGAGGCAGACCCCCUUCCAUAACUCCUACUGCUGUGGAUUCAAACUCUAAAACUUUGCAACCAAUAACAUUGGAAUUGAGAAGACGGAAAAUAUCAAAACGAAGUGAUACCCCAUUAAAACGUCCUCGACUUGACAAAAAUUCAUCCCAGGAACAGUCCAAAAAACGCUCUGAAAAUAGUGACAAAGACUUAUCCAGGAGACGGUCCUCCAGGCUGUCCACUAAUGGGACCCGUGAGGUCCUAGAUCCUGACUCGAUUGCACCUGAUCUGGUUUGUACGGUUGAUACAAACCCUCUACCGGACAAGUCUCCCAGUGCCAAGGAAUCUGCUGAAGGUCAGUUGAAGUCUCCAUUGGAAGCUGGCCAUGUCUCUUCUGCAUUAACUUGCCACCCCAUUGGGGAUGGCCUGGGGACUGCAGACGUGGAGUUGAACUGUAAGUCAAUGGGAGAAAACACGAUGAAAACAGAACCCGUGUCUCCUCUUGCUGAGGUGCAGGAAGUUUCGACUGUUGAAGUUCCAAAUACUUUGAAGAAAACGGAUGACUUUGUGACAUUGAAUGUGCCAGCUGUGGACCUAGACCACAAGUUUCGAUGCAAGGUUGUGGACUGUUUGAAAUUUUUCCGCAAGGCUAAAUUGCUGCACUAUCAUAUGAAGUAUUUCCAUGGGAUGGAGAAAUCGCCGGAGCCAGAGGAGGGCCCAGGGAAGGCGCAUGUACAGACUCGGGGCUCCACAGUGCCUGAUAAGGCCAGCCAGGAGAACCUAACCAGAAAGCGGGUCUCUGCCAGCUCCCCAACUGCAAAAGAGAAGGAAAAGAAUAAAGAGAAGAAAUUCAAAGAACUUGUGAGAGUGAAGCCAAAGAAGAAAAAGAAAAAGAAAAAGAAAACCAAGCCUGAAUGUCCCUGCAGUGAGGACAUCAGUGACACUUCCCAGGAACCUUCGCCACCCAAAACAUUUGCUGUCACCAGGUGUGGGUCCUCACACAAGCCUGGGGUCCAUAUGAGCCCGCAGCUCCAUGGUUCAGAUAAUGGAAACCACAAAGGGAAAUUGAAAGCAUGUGAGGAGGAUAAUUUGAGCGAGUCCUCUUCUGAGAGCUUUCUUUGGAGUGAUGAGGAGUAUGGUCAGGAUGUUGAUGUGACCACCAACCCAGACGAGGAGCUUGAAGGUGACGACCGCUAUGAUUUUGAGGUGGUCCGCUGCAUCUGUGAAGUACAGGAGGAAAACGACUUCAUGAUUCAGUGUGAAGAGUGCCAGUGCUGGCAGCAUGGGGUCUGCAUGGGAUUACUGGAAGAAAAUGUGCCCGAGAAAUACACCUGCUAUGUUUGCCAAGACCCUCCAGGUCAGAGACCUGGCUUCAAGUACUGGUAUGACAAGGAGUGGCUGAGCCGGGGACAUAUGCAUGGACUGGCAUUUCUGGAACAGAACUACUCCCAUCAGAAUGCCAGGAAGAUUGUGGCUACACACCAGCUGCUUGGGGACGUUCAAAGAGUGAUCCAAGUGCUGCACGGCCUACAGCUCAAGAUGAGCAUCUUGCAAAGCAGGGAGCAUCCUGAUCUGCAGCUGUGGUGCCAGCCCUGGAAACAGCACUCAGGGGAUGGGAGAGCACAUUCCAGACACAUCCACAUCACAGACACGAGGAGUGAGGAGUCUCCGAGCUAUAGAACUUUGAAUGGGGCGGUGGAGAAGCCAUCGCCCCUGCCCCGGUCUGUGGAGGAGUCCUAUAUCACCAGUGAGCAUUGCUACCAGAAACCUCGCGCCUAUUACCCUGCUGUGGAGCAGAAGCUGGUUGUGGAGACGAGAGGCUCUGCCCUUGAUGCUGCAGUCAGCCCCCUGUGUGAGAACGGUGACGACCCCCUCUCCCCUCGCCUAGGCUGGCCCAUCGACCAAGACAGGAGCAGAGGAGACAUUGAUCCCAAACCCAGCUCCCCGAAGGUGAGGGAAUACAUUUCCAAGAAGGUCUUGCCAGAAGAACCCCCUGCGCAGAAACUGCUGGACAGAGGUGGAGAAGGGCUGGUGAGCUCGCAGCACCAGUGGCAGUUCAACCUGCUGACACAUGUGGAAUCUCUUCAGGAUGAAGUAACGCAUCGGAUGGAUUCCAUUGAGAAGGAGCUGGACGUGCUGGAGAGCUGGCUGGACUACACUGGGGAACUGGAGCCCCCAGAGCCGCUGGCCAGGCUU
Messenger RNA from Mastomys coucha (southern multimammate mouse), 2821 nucleotides. It is a transcript of the gene Phf20, whose product is annotated as PHD finger protein 20. Gene Ontology annotation, biological process: regulation of transcription by RNA polymerase II. The record is from RefSeq and is a predicted model, not a curated record. The annotation marks the transcript as partial. The transcript has 18 exons. NCBI's taxonomy places the organism in Eukaryota, Metazoa, Chordata, Mammalia, Rodentia, Muridae. Gene Ontology annotation, cellular component: nucleus; NSL complex; MLL1 complex.